CAAGAAUCCGACCUGACGUGUGAGGGUGUGACGUGCCAGCAGCAGCGAUAUCUAGCGAAUCCUAGCGCGUGGACAGCUCAAAAAACAAAGGCUUGUUUACAGGAAACCGGCCUACGUUGAGACAAAGGGAGGCGGAGAUAAGAGUGGUUUUGUGGAUACCUUAGGACGGCAAACCGCAAAUAUUGCAAUUAAGUGACAACUGACCCAUUCUACUACAUUAGCCAGGACCUGGCAGCACAGAGCGCUUGCAGAUCUACUAGAAGGCUAUAUAAGCCGCUUCUUUGCCUCAGUUGCCCAGCUAGCUGUCGAGGAGCAACUCGUUUGAGAGCGCAGUGAAAUUAUGCUUUUGCUGUCUCUUAUUUUCUAACGUGCACAAUGUCUACAUUGCCUGUGCUAAACAACGCUGACAUGUACCACCACUACUCGGAUGUACAAUUUCGAGAUGGUUGUUCUGUCAUUCACGAGAUGCUGAAACCAAAGCGUGGAGAGUCCAUUCUCGAUCUCGGCUGCGGUACCGGACGACUGACUAUGCAGUUGGCAUCUCUAGUUGGCGCCUCUGGUCGUGUGGUCGGUGUUGAUCCUGACUCGUGCAGAAUCGCUGUAGCAAACGAGCAGCUAAAGAAGAUGGAUGAUAUCCCUGUAACGUUUCAGUUGGGUAGCAUUCGUGAAGUACUUCCACUUGGUCCAUUUGAUGGAAUAUUUAGCAAUUUCGUGUUCCACUGGUUUGAACGUGCCGAACGAGCAGAAAUGAUGCAACAGAUGUAUGACAGUUUGAAACCAGGAGGACGACUUACGUUCUUGCUUAACACCAAUCAGACACAGCCCAAUGUCAUCGUUCGUGAUAUUUUCCGUCUUACUGAGCCAAACCUAGACGAAGAGUCUGCAUCUGGCAUUAAGAUGGACGUUCCUUCUGUGUGGCUGCAGCACUGCAGUGACGCCGGAUUUGUUGUUGAACUGUCAGAAGUGUUCAUGAGAGAGUGCAUGGAGCCAAAUCUGGAUAGACUACUUCAAUUUAUAGCAGCUUCCGUUCCUAAUGUUCAGUGCAGUAAGCUGACAGAGGACGGUCUGCAGGAGUUGAAUAGCCGAUACAAAACAGGGAAUGGUGACGAGGUUGCCUGUUCUGUUAGACUAUUGAAAGUGUUAGCUAGAAAACCAGAAGAAUAUUGAGAAGAAAGUUAGCUACAGGAAGGAACAUUGGAAUGUCAUUUUACUAUAAUAGUGAAGGUUAGUGAUUAUAGAAUUAGUCCAAUAGAUGAAAUUUGAAGCCGUCAGUGCCGUGGCAUAGUCACAGUUUUUUCUGGUAACAAUUUGCGAGUCAGAUAUACAGUUACACCACAUUAUUUUGGCUGUUUUGACUUCUAGUCCAGCAGCUGCUUGGUUACGUAGUUGUGUCAAGGGGAAUAAGCCAAAUGUAUGUUUCUACGAAAUGCACUGGAAUCGUGAGAAGUCUCAAAAUACACUGAAAAUUGCACAAAAAAUGCAUUGGAAUUAUAGAUAAAGUACCCUGCAGUUGUUCGAACGGACUGUUGUUUACAACUUUGAAUACAGCAGUUUAUAUGAGUAUAUUAGCAUAUUAGUAUUGUGUUAUUAAA
Messenger RNA from Corticium candelabrum, 1592 nucleotides. Its product is annotated as malonyl-[acyl-carrier protein] O-methyltransferase-like. NCBI's taxonomy places the organism in Eukaryota, Metazoa, Porifera, Homoscleromorpha, Homosclerophorida, Plakinidae. The record is from RefSeq and is a predicted model, not a curated record. The transcript is spliced from 3 exons. Bases 376 to 1167 code for a protein of 263 amino acids.